Branchiostoma floridae (Florida lancelet) is the source of this 15980-nucleotide messenger RNA. RefSeq names its product low-density lipoprotein receptor-related protein 2-like. Gene Ontology annotation, molecular function: calcium ion binding; protein binding. Lineage: Eukaryota; Metazoa; Chordata; Leptocardii; Amphioxiformes; Branchiostomatidae. The record is from RefSeq and is a predicted model, not a curated record.
GUAAUGUGACACACUGAGGUGCCACGGACCGCGGAUCCCCGUGCCAGGCUCGCCACGCUGGUAACGGUACAGCAACUCUCCUCACCGAUUUCUCCUCCAAAAAUCUGUUUCCAGACCUCGAUUGACCAGUUUUCCAUGCAGUGAGGAGGGUUGGAGAAUCCGAACCACAGCAUGUGGAGGAAUUCGUUCCUGGUUUGCGUUGUAACGCUUCUAGCAGCGUUUGGGAGCUUGGUAAAGUCGCAAGGUUGUACAGAUUCUCAGUUCACCUGUGCCAAUGGUCGCUGUAUCGACUCUGACUGGAGAUGUGACGGCACAGACGACUGCUUCGAUAACUCAGAUGAACAGUCAUGUACAUUCCCUGCCUGUGCUACGAAUGAGUUCCAGUGUACAAACGGACAGUGCAUCUCCCAAAGCUGGGUCUGUGAUGGCGAGACUGACUGUCCCGACAAUGCAGAUGAAAAUCAGAGCUGUCCACCGAGAACAUGUAGGUCAGACCAGUUCACCUGUACGAACGGCAGGUGCAUACCUCAGAACUACAGGUGUGACCGUGUGAGCGACUGUACAGAUGGCAGUGAUGAGGGGAGCCAGUGCUCGUACCCGACAUGUUCGUCGUCCCAGCUACGGUGUAACAACAGUGCGUGUUACAACUCCAACCAGCGCUGUGAUGGCAACAUGGACUGUCGAGAUGGGUCUGACGAGUUCAACUGUACCACCAUUCGAUGCCAGUCUGGACAGUUCACCUGUAUGAAUGGUCAGUGUGUGCCCGGCAGCUACGAGUGUGACCACGAUAACGACUGUGGGGAUGGUUCAGAUGAGCACGAUGACUGUGUCUUCCCCACAUGUAGCGGAGACCAGUUCACGUGUCAGAACGGGCGCUGUGUACCCCAGGAGUACAUCUGUGACCUUGACAAUGACUGUGGUGAUGCUAGCGAUGAGAUGUCUUGCUUGCCGACACCCCCAGCCUGUCAGCCUGACCAGUGGGCCUGCCCUAACACCACCCAGUGUAUCCAGAUCUCACAGCUAUGUGACGGGCAGUCAGACUGUCCUAACAACAUGGACGAAAGCAGGCCUGGAUUCUCUUGCAGUUCCUCGAACUGCGGAACGUUGGCAUGUGAACACCGUUGUCGUGCCUCGCCCGAUGGAGGGAUCUGUUACUGUCAGCCUGGGUAUCAGGUUGCCAGUGACAACAGGACUUGUGAAGAUUUUGAUGAGUGUUCUGUGUGGGGCACGUGUGACCAGAUGUGCACCAACGUACCCAGCACCUACCGCUGCUCCUGUGCUGAGGGAUACGUGCUGGAGUCUAGACGGCACUGUCGAGCUUCAACACAGACUGCUCAACCUCAGAUUAUCUUUUCUAACGGAAGAAGCAUCUUGUCGACUGAUCUCCAUGGUAACAACAUGCGAUACAUCAUGUCCGCCUCAUCCACUAGUACGUCCAACGUGCUGGGGAUAGACUACCACUACAACGAAAACCUGCUCUUCUGGUCAGACUCCAUCAACAAUAAGAUCUUCCGCUCCAACAUGGAUGGUUCCAACCAGCGUGAGAUCCUCAACAUCGGCCUGGAGACCCCCGAGGGCCUGGCGGUGGACUGGAUUGGCCGGAAGCUGUACCUGGGGGAGAGCGGCACCAACAGGAUCGAGAUCUGUAACCUGGACGGGACGAUGCGAGCAACUCUGGUGGCAGAGGACAUCGACCAACCAAGGGGGAUUGCACUCGACCCUUCUGUGGGAUACAUGUUCUGGAGUGACUGGGGGAGCACGCCGAAGAUCGAGAGAGCGUACAUGGACGGCAGUAACAGGUUUAACCUGGUGGACACCAGAAUCAGCUGGGCGGCAGGAGUGACGCUGGACUAUGUGAACAAGAGGGUGUACUGGGCAGACGGGAGACUGGAUGUACUGGAAACGGUCAGAUAUGAUGGCACUGACAGAAAAACGAUAGUGUCAGGAAGCCAGGGCCUCCAUGUGAUACCUCACCCAUACGACGUGACGUUGUUCGAGAACUACGUGUACUUCUCUGAUUGGACAAGAAUGGGAGUUGUCCGCAUCAACAAGUUUGACGGAACAGGAACUGACGAGACGAUCGUCCAUGAAACCACUGUAAGACCGUAUGGGGUUGUCUCAGUUCAUCCUGUCAGACAAAUGCAAGUAACUAGUCCAUGUGGAAACAACAAUGGCGGAUGUUCGCAGAUGUGCGUGCUGAGCCAUCGGUCAGACAAUGAUGGUCUGGGUUACCGCUGUAUGUGUCAGACAGGGUACGAGCUGGCUCCUGACAACAGAAACUGUACCAGACUGGACAAGUUCUUGCUCUUCUCCUCGCGAUAUGCCGUGCGAGGAAUCCCGCUGGACCCCAUGCAGAGCGUGGACGCCAUGAUGCCCGUCCUGGGACUGCGGUCCUUCUACAUCGGCAUGGACUUCGAUGUGCAGGAGAGGAUGAUCUACUACUCUGACACUAACCAGGACCAGAUCUACCGCAUUAAGACAGAUGGAACAGGUAAAGAGACUGUGGUGCCAUCAAGAGCCAUGGGCCCUGAAGGUCUGGCUCUGGACUGGAAGUCCAAACACCUGUACUUCACCGACAGUGUCUUCAAUACAAUCAACGUGGUGCACUUGGAAAAUAGAUGGAGGAAAGCCAUUGCAAGUGUGAAUGUUGGGAACCCUCGGGCAAUCGUCAUUGCACCACAUAGCGGAUACAUCUUUUGGACGGACUGGUCGCGUCCCGCCAGAAUUGAGAGAGCAUUGACAGAUGGCUCCGAGCGUACCGUUAUCGUCAACACCACCCUGGGAUGGCCCAACGGACUGAGCAUCGACUAUCCCCAGCUCAAACUGUACUGGUGUGAUGCCUUUUUCGACAAGAUAGAGUUUAGUAACUUCGGAGGACAGAAUCGAGGGCGCUUGAAUGUCAGAUACAUCAACCAUCCAUUUGGGGUUGUUGUUCAUGAAGAUUAUGUGUACUUCACGGACUGGAACACACGUUCCAUUAAUCGUGUGCGGAAGUCGGACGGCGGGAACCAACAAACAAUUCGGCGUGGGAUUCAGCAGCUGAUGGAAGUGAGGGUGUUUGAUCCAGCCAAGCAGAGCAACAGGGAUACGUUGUGCACAAUGGACGGUGGUUCGCGGAACGAUUGUGACCAGUUCUGUUUCACGGUACGGUACAACCAGCGCAAGUGUGCGUGCGGCUACGGUUUCAGUCUGGACUCCGAUGGCAGAACCUGCAACCCUGAUCCUUCUAACCAACCACCGACCUCGCAGUGUCUCAGCAGUUUUUCCUUCCCCUGCUCCAAUGGGCGCUGUAUCUACCGGUACUACCGCUGUGAUGGGGAUGAUGACUGCGGGGAUAACUCUGAUGAAGAAGGAUGUGGAACAGAGCACACGUGCUCCCCCCUCUCCUUCCACUGUACCAACGGGGGCUGUGUCCCUCGCCGCUGGCGCUGUGACAACGAUGACGACUGUGGCGAUGGUUCGGACGAGGCAAACUGUACCGUUACGUCCUGUAGGAGUGGCCAGUUCACAUGUGACAACGCUAGGUGUGUCCCAGACUUCUGGCGCUGUGAUUCUGACAACGACUGUGGGGAUGGUUCUGAUGAAAGAGACUGUCAGGGGUUGACUUGUCGUGCUGACCAGUUCACGUGCGACAACGGUCGCUGCGUGCCACAAUCCGCCGUGUGUGAUGGCAGCUCCCACUGUUCGGACGACUCAGACGAGAGAGACUGUGUCUUCUCCUGCUCUUAUCAGGAGUUUGCCUGUGCCUCGGGCGACCAGUGCAUACCAAACUACGGACGAUGUGACGGUCACCAAGACUGUCGAGACAGCUCGGACGAACAGGACUGUCCUUCCCGUCCCCCGGAUGGUUGCCUUGCCAACGAGUUCCACUGUACGACAGAGCAGGAGUGCAUCCCUGCACGCUGGGAGUGUGACGGCCAUGCUGACUGUGUGGAUGGGUCUGAUGAACACACUUACUGCCCUCCCUUCACCUGCAGCCAGUACCAGUUCCAAUGUGAGACCGUGAAUCGCUGCAUCUCUCGCUGGUGGGUGUGCGAUGGCGAUAACGACUGUGGAGACAUGUCGGACGAACAGGACUGCCCGACGCCGUCCUUCUCGUGCCUGUGGGGCCAGUGGCAGUGUGUUGGUGUGGAUGAGUGCAUUCCCUACGGGCAGGUGUGCGAUGGGACAGAGGACUGCUCAAAUGGUGCAGAUGAGGGACCAUGCAACACAGAUGUCUGCCAUGAGGGUAAUGGCGGCUGCAGCGACAUCUGCGUAGUGACGGUGUUCGGAGCGGACUGUGAGUGUAACGUGGGCAGGCAGUUGGUGGAGAACAGUACCAAGGUCUGCGAAGAUAUCAAUGAAUGUGACCCCCCUGGACACUGCAGCCAGAUGUGUACUAACCUGGAGGGCUCCUUCAAGUGUGAAUGUGACGAUGGGUACCAGCUGGAACCCGAUCAACGCACCUGUAAGGUCACAGAUGACAGCCCUCCCUACCUGAUAGUGUCCAGCCGGUACUACUUGUACCUUCACAACAUCCGUUCUGGACAGUACCAGAGGGUCUUGUACGGUCAGCGUUACAUCAUCGGCACGGACUUUGACAAUCAGGAGGGUAGGCUCUACUGGGGAGACUCCACUGCGAAAACAAUCAGUUCGGCAUUCUUCAAUGAAACCGACGAGCAAACAAUCAUUAGCAGUGGCCUGCAGGUGCCAGAAGGUGUGGUGGUUGACUGGGUGGGGAGAAACCUGUACUGGGCCGACUACGGGCUGCAGACUAUCGAAGUCUCUGACCUGGCUGGUACCAACCGUGCCGUGCUGUUCAACCAGAAUGUCACCUACCCGCGGGGCUUGGUGAUAGACCCACGUGACAGUUACCGCCUGAUGUUCUGGACAGACUGGGGCCAGAACCCCAGGAUCGAACGUGCGGGGAUGGACGGUAGUGGACGCACGACCAUCGUGACAGAAAAGCUCUACUGGCCGAACGGCCUGGCCAUCGACUUCCCCACCCAGAAACUCUACUUCGCUGAUGCUCGGCUGGACUACAUUGAUUUCUGUAACUACGACGGUACAGGACGCAGGCAGGUUCUUGCGAGUAACCAGUUGAUACAACAUCCCCACUCCAUCACCAUCUUCGAGGACAUGGUGUACUGGUCAGACCGAACUGCCAACAGGGUGUACGGGGUGAACAAGUUUGACGGCACACAGAACCAGACCACGGUUAUCCGGUACCUCUGGGGACCUCUGGACCUGCACGCCUACCAUCCUGUCCGUCAGCCACAGGGUAACAACACGUGUUUCAACAACCCGUGCUCCCACCUGUGUCUGCUGUCACCAGUGGAAGAGAUGGGCUUCAAGUGUGCCUGUCCCACCGGAGCCAGACUCAACCCUGACCAGCGCUCGUGUGACACUUCUGUGCAGCCCUUCUUGCUGUAUGUUCAGAUGUCGUCCAUCAAAGGAGCCCAGCUGGACCCUACAGAUACUGCCACCAACCCCAUCACUCCCAUCACCGGCCUGCUCAACGGGUAUGAUGUGGACUUUGACGAUGAUGAGGGGUACAUCUACUGGGUAGAGAGAAACAACUACACACAUACUUCCAUACACCGUGUGACCCUGGAUGGACGAAACCGCACAGAUUUUGUUCCGUACGCAUACGUCGGAUAUCCUCAUGCCAUCGCCAUUGACUGGAUCGGGAGGAACAUCUAUUGGUCCAACCCUGCCCGGUUCACCAUCGAGGUGAUGCGUAUGGACGAGGAUGCCCCCCACCGUAAGGUGCUGAUCGCCAUGGCAGGGGAGGACACCACAUCAGUCGGGCUGGUGAAUGCCAUCGCACUGGAUCCUCUCAAUGGGAAAAUGUACUGGGCAGAUCGUGGAAACGAAGGCACCGUUCCUAAGAAGAUAGCAAGUGCAGAUCUGGAUGGAACCAACCGAGCCAACCUAAUCCUGGAUCGAGUGGAUCAUCUGGACUUCAUCGCUGUGGACAUACCAGCCCAGAAACUGUACUGGACAGAGACACAUUAUGGAACAGUGGAGACUUGUAGCAUCACCUCCCAGGGUACUGCGUGUAAUGACAGACGUGCUUUGGUCAGUGGUCUCGCCCAUCCCAGAGGCCUUGCUAUCUAUGGGAACUAUCUCUACUAUGGAGAUAUGAGUUACGAGGUACUUGAGCGUGUUGACAAGGCAGACGGACAGAACAGGAUUACUAUGAGGAGCAACCUGGCUCAGGUCCAUGCCGUCAAAGUGUACGCCAGGGAACACAUGCCUGCAACCAGACACAUGUGUAACCGGAACAACGGGGAUUGUCAGCAGCUGUGCUUCAACAAGCCUGGCUUCAGUAAAGUCUGCGGCUGUGGGACGGGAUUCACGCUCGCCUCGGAUGGAACCUCAUGCGAAGCUCAAACAUCGUUCUUGGUGGUGUCGCAGUACGGUGUGAUCCGUGCAGUCGGCCUGUCAUCGAGUCAGCACGAAGAUGCCAUGGAACCCAUCGGAAAUACAAGAAUGGGACAGGCUCUGGGAGUCCAGAUGAGCGAGGGUCACCUGUUCUUUGGUUACCAAAACCAAGGCAUCUGGAGGAUCAAGCCCAACGUGGACUCCAGGCUGAAGAUCAUCCUAGACAACGGGAUCGGGAGGCAGGGGGUGGCGAGUAUGGCCAUCGACUGGCUCGCAGGGUACAUGUAUUUCAUAAAUGUUCAAGACUUGGAGACAGUGAUUGAGGUUGCCAAAACCUCUGGCAGCUACAGGAAGGUGCUGAUCAGGAGUGUGGAGGACUCACCACGGGCCAUCGCUGUCAACCCAAUCAAAAGGUACUUGUACUGGACAGACAAUGGACAGACCCCGGCCUUGGAGCGGUCACUACUGGAUGGGAGUAACCGGACAAUACUGGUCAGAAAUGGCAUGGUCCAGCCGACUGACCUGACCAUCGACAUGGCCACACACAACGUGUACUGGGUGGACAUAAGGGCUGACUCCAUCCAGCGAAUAAGCUGGAAUGGUGGUAGCCGAACCGUCAUCCGCAGUGGUCGUAAUUUGCCUGCCCCUAUCAGCCUCGCCAUCUAUCAGUCCAGCGUAUAUUGGCUUGACCGCAACUUGCAGACAAUUUAUCGUGCCAGUAAGGAACCAAGCACGGACCCUGCUGAAGAGAUUCGCACCGAUCUGCUGAAUCUUCAAAGAAUUCGAGUUUUUGAUGCAAGCAUUCAGCCUGCAGAUAACACCAACCCCUGCCAGACCAACAAUGGCGGCUGUGAGCAGCUGUGUUUCGCCAUGCCGGACACCACCACCCCCACGUGUGCCUGUGCUUACGGCAUGCUGAGUUCAGACAACAGAAGAUGUGAUGAUGUGUCGGACUACCUCAUUUUUGCUGCCGGAGGAGAGGUUCGCAGCCUCCAUCUCGAACCGUCGGCAACCUCCAUGCCGUUCGAGCCGGUCGGUGCUGGACGGCUGCAGCUCAAUGGCUACCUGGACUUCGAUGCUGCAGACAACCGUAUCUACAUCACUCAAUCUGGUACAGAAGGUCGGAAGAUCAGCUAUAUCAACCUGAACACAGCAGGUGGUACUGACCCUGUUAUCUUGGACAUCAUCACUGAAGGGCUACGCUAUCCCACAGCAAUAGCAUUUGACUGGGUUGCUAAGAAGAUCUACUGGAGUGACGGCUACCCAUACAAGAUACAGGCCGCUAACGCUGAUGGUAGCAGCAAAGUGGAUAUUCUGACCGGCAUUAACUAUGUUUAUGCCAUAGCUUUGGAUCCAUGCAGAGGGUACCUUUACUGGACUCAGUAUGGAGGUAUUCAAAGGGCUAGCAUGGGAGGAAACAACAGGACCACCCUUGUCUCCAACACUGGGCUGGCAUAUGGGCUGGCUAUCGACUUUGAUGAAAACAAGCUCUACUUUUCUGACUUGUAUGGGGAUACGAUUGAGAGGGUGAACUUGGAUGGAUCUGGACGUGAGACCGUUGUCUCCUCAAGCAUGGCGCCCAACGGUAUCGCGAUUAGCGGGUCCUACAUCUACUGGACCGACACCAGCCUGAAUGCUGUCCUGCGCGCCGAGAAACACACCGGAGCCAAUCAAAUCCGCAUGGCACAAGGUCUGGGGUCAGGCAUGCGAGAUGUCCACGUCUUCUCCACCUCUAGUCAGCAGUGCUCCAACGAUCCAUGUGAAAACAACAAUGGUGGUUGUAGCCACUCGUGCCAUCCUGCGCCCAGCGGCGGAACAGAAUGUGCAUGUCCCAACGAUGGCAACUACAAACUGGCCAAUGGUGGCAAGGACUGUGUCCCUGCCAACAGCACCUGCAACGAACAGUGGCAGUUCACCUGUCAGAACGGCAGGUGCAUCCCGUCACGAUGGAAGUGUGAUGUCGAUAAUGACUGUGGAGACAACUCUGACGAACUCCCCAGAGUCUGUGCCGACCAUGUUUGUCUGGCGACAGACUACACCUGUAACAACAAGCGCUGCAUCCCGGCCUAUUUCAGGUGCGACUUUGACAACGACUGCCGGGAUAACUCGGAUGAAGCUGACUGUGAGUACCCAGACUGUGGGGAGGGAGAGUUCACGUGUGAUAGCGGUCGCUGCAUCGAUAUAGCCCAGCGUUGUGACGGGUACAACCACUGCCGCGACAACACCACCUCCGAUGAGAUCAACUGUUCUCCGAGCACCUGUCGUCCCAACCUGAUAAAGUGUUCCACGACUAACGUGUGCAUCCCCCGCUUCUGGCUCUGUGAUGGUGACAACGACUGUGGGGACAACUCGGAUGAAACACCAACUUUCUGCUUGGCUGCUACCUGUAGCGCUAGUGAGUUCCCGUGCUCGAGCGGCCGCUGUCUACCUGCCAGCUGGCACUGCGAUGGAGAUAAUGACUGCGGUGAUAAUUCUGAUGAACCAGAAGAUGUUUGUUCCAAUCCUGAUAGGACAUGCUAUGGCGACCAGUUCACCUGCGAUAACGGGCGCUGCAUCCCGAGCAGAUGGAUCUGUGACAACGACAACGACUGUGGAGACAUGUCUGACGAGGAUGAGCGCCACAACUGCGCUGAAAGGCCCUGUGCGGAGGGCUACUUCACCUGCACAAACAGCCCAGCCGGGCGGCGCAGGUGCAUCCUCCAGAGGUUUGUGUGUGAUGGAGAUGCAGACUGUCCUGAUGCAGAGGAUGAGCAUCAGAACUGCACUCGCCGAACCUGUCUGGAGAAUGAAUUCACCUGUGACAACGGCCUCUGCAUCAGUAGUCAGUCACGCUGCGACCAUUACAACGACUGUGGAGACCACAGCGACGAGAGUAACGAUUGCCAGUACGCCACCUGUAACUCUCAGUUCCAGUUCACGUGCCAGAACGGGCGCUGCAUCCCGUCCAGGUGGACGUGUGAUGGGGACAAUGACUGUUUCGAUGGAUCAGAUGAGCUGGACUCUCUUUGUGUGACACAACAGCCGACCUGCCCACCUAACCAGUUCCUGUGUAACAGUGGCCAGUGUAUCUCCAACAGCCUGGUUUGUGACGGGCGCUACGACUGUCCUGAUAACAGCGACGAGUUCCACUGUGGUAUUAAUGAGUGUCAGAACCCAGCAGUAAGCCGCUGUGAACACAGAUGUGUGGACACACAGACCAGCUAUCGCUGUGUGUGUAAUGCUGGGUAUGUCCUCAUGGCUGACGGAAAGGCUUGUACAGAUAUUGAUGAGUGUACAGACACCCCCUGGGUAUGUAGUCAGGGCUGUGAGAACACUCCUGGCUCCUACAUCUGUAAGUGUGGAGAUGGGUACCUGAGGGAACCUGAUGGUUUCACCUGCAAACACACCGCAACUGUGGACCCCUACCUUGUCUUCAGUAACAGGUACUACAUCAGGAACCUGACUGUAGAUGGAAGCAGUUACAACCUCGUCAAGCAAGGCUUGACCAAUGCGAUUGCUUUGGACUAUGACCUUCAAGAGCAGCGGUACUACUAUUCUGACAUUGGUGCGAACCUGAUCAAACGCAUGUUCAUGAAUGGUACGGGAGAGGAAACCAUCAUCGACCAGAACAUUCCACUGGUGGAAGGGAUGGCGGUGGACUGGAUUGGCAGGAAGCUGUACUGGAAUGACAGAAGAAUGAAGAAGAUGUUUGUGUCUGAACUGACUGGGAGGUCCCGACGGACCCACCACCAGCAGUGCAUCAACAAGAACGGCACUGAUUACUGCAUGCAGGAGCCGAGAGCUCUAGCUGUGGAUCCAAAAGAAGCGUUCAUCUACUUUACAGACUGGGGAUACCGUGCGUACAUCGCCCGGAUCUCAGCAGACGGGACACAGAAGGAGGUUCUGAUUACAGAGAAGGUCAGCUGGCCAAACGCCCUGACCAUCGAGUACGCCACCGGCAGGCUGUUCUGGGCUGACGCUCAUCUGGACUUCAUCGAAUUCUGUAAUAAGGAUGGCAGUAACCGUCACACAGUCAUCGGCCCCUCGGCUGAUGGCACUGCGCCCCACCCCUUCGCGAUGACGUUGUUCGAGGACUGGAUCUACUGGUCUGACUGGAACACCAAGACUGUGGAGAAGGCACGUAAGCUGAACGGUACCGAGCGCACCACCAUGGUCACCACCGUCCAUCGGCCCAUGGACAUCCACAUCGUCCAUCCUCAGAGACAGAUGCCAUGUAAUUGUCACCCGUGUGGAGACAACAAUGGCGGGUGCUCCCACCUGUGUCUGAGCCCAGAGAGGAGAGGAUACACCUGUGCCUGUCCUGACAACUUCAACCUGGGAUUUGACGGGAGAACGUGCAUCGCCAACUGUGCAGCCAACCAGUACCGCUGUGCUGAUAACGAUCGCUGUAUCUCCGACCUGUGGAAGUGUGACGGAGAGGAGGACUGUUUGGACGGGUCGGACGAACCUGACAGCUGCCCACCACGCCAUUGCCCCGCGGGUACGUUCCAGUGCACCAACCUGAACUGUACCUAUGCCUACUACCUCUGUGAUGGGGACGACGACUGUGGGGACGGCUCUGAUGAAGACCUGAACUGUGAUUCACGUCCAUGCAGUACUGGGCAGUUCAAGUGUAACAACAACCGCUGCAUCGCGCAGGCCUGGCGCUGUGAUGGUGACAACGACUGUGGAGACAACAGUGAUGAAGACCAAGAAUACUGCAGUACACGUACAUGCGGACCCGGCCAAUUCACCUGUGCAAAUGGCUUAUGUGUACCUGACACCUGGGUAUGUGACUGGGACAACGACUGUGGAGACAACAGUGACGAACCUGCAGAGACUUGUCAGUCGAUGACGUGUGCACCAGGAGAGUUCCGCUGUGAUAACCACCGCUGUAUUCCCGCCCGCUGGCACUGUGACUACGACAACGACUGUGGAGACAGGAGUGAUGAGACUGGCUGUCCACCGAGGGAGUGCAGUGAGAGUGAGUUCCGAUGUGGGAACGGGCGCUGCAUCCCGGGCAGGUGGAUCUGUGACCACGACAACGACUGUGGUGACCAAUCAGACGAACAGUCAUGUGAAACCCAGAGUUGUGCUCCAGACCAGUUUGAGUGCCAGAGCGGCCACUGUAUAGACCAGAGGUUCGUGUGUGACGGGGAUCGGGACUGUCGAGACUCUUCUGAUGAGUUCAACUGUCCCACCAGAUACCCAGACGGUAGCUACUGCCCUGCCAACAAGUUUGAGUGUGCCAACACCAUCUGUAUCCCCAGAACAUGGCGCUGUGACGGGGAUGAUGACUGUGGGGAUGGGUCAGACGAGACAACACAGAUUUGUUACCAGAUAGACUGUCCGGAGGACACCCGGUUCAGGUGCAGCAAUGGUCCCUGCAUCCCUCGCUGGAAACUCUGCAACCUCAGGGACGACUGUGGAGAUGCCAGUGAUGAGAACAACCACACAAUAUGCCAGCCCACUCGACAGAACUGCAGAGACGAUGAGUUUAAGUGUGAGAACCACAACUGUGUGGCCAGCACCAAGCUGUGUGACAACGCUGACGACUGUGGAGACUUGUCAGAUGAGCGCGGUUGUAACAGUAACAAUGAGGAGAGGAAUGAGUGUACGGAUGGAGACCACGGCUGUGAGAGGAACUGUACAGAUAUCCUGGGUGGUUAUGUAUGCUCCUGUGGGCCUGGUUAUACCAUCUCUGCUGUGGACAGCAAGUCAUGUGCAGAUGUGAAUGAGUGUGAGGUGUUCAGCAGCUGUCCGCAGGGCUGCAGGAACAACAAGGGCUCGUUCCGCUGUGUGUGUUCCCGCGGCUUCAGACUGGAGGAGGGUGAUGUGCCCAUCUGUAAGGCAUAUGAUGGUGAGGCGAAGUUUGUGAUUUUCAGCGAUGGCCCAGAAAUGAGGAGGUAUUACCCCGAAGGUGAUGAGAGGGGAGAGUACAAUGAUCUAAUCAUCGGGGAACGACGAAUCACAGCCAUCGAUUACGACUACAACUAUGCCACUAUGUCCAGUCGUAAGAAGAGGGAUACUUCUGAUGGAAGUGCUGGUCUGGUGUACUUCUCUGACACCUCAGCAAAGACCAUCAAACGUGCGUCCCUCCCCACGGACCCCGCCCACCUUGGUAUCACCCAGGACCUGGGCAUCUCUGGCCUGUCUGAGCCAGAUGGCAUUGCUGUGGACUGGGUCUCUGGCCUCCUGUACUGGACCGAUGCCGGCACCAAUAAGAUUGAGGUAUCCAUGCUGGACGGUCGCUACAGGAAGACCCUCGUCAGUAACAACCUGGAUAGACCUGCAGCUAUCGUUGUCAACCCUGAGAAGGGUAUGAUGUACUGGACAGACUGGGGAGCCGUGCCUAAGAUAGAGCAGGCCUGGCUGAACGGUGAGCAGAGACGAGUGGUGGUGGGCACGCAGCUGGGCUGGCCAACAGGGCUGACCAUCGACUACACAAACAACCACCGCGUGUACUGGUGCGACGCCAAGGAAAAUGUCAUCGAAUCUAUCAACUGGGACGGCACAGACAGACAGAUGGUGCUUAGUGGAGGUCUGGAGAAUCCGUUCCGCCUGGACGUGUUUGAGGGAGAGCUGUUCUGGACCACCCAGACUACAGGCAACAUCUACCACCAGGACAAGUUUGGCCGAGGGGUGAAGGUCCUGCUGCAGUCAGGCAUCAACCUCCCCACAGACAUCAAGAUCCACCAGAAACUCAGAUAUGACCAGGAGGUGAGCACGAGGUGUAAGGCGAACGUGUGCAGCCACAUGUGCCUACAGAUCCCUGACGGAUACCGCUGUGUGUGCCCGGAUGGGUCCGACUUUGUACCUGGGAGCCAGACUCAGUGUGAUGCAGCUAUUUCGGAGCCCAUUGACCCCCCUCUUGUCUGCUCCUGUGUGAAUGGAGGAGUCUGUGUCAUCAGCCAGGGGAUACCCAAGUGCAAUUGUCCGAAGGGAUACCUGGGAGAUAACUGUGAGCUGGGAGCCUCCAGCAGUGGGCCACCGGGAGCUGCAAAUGUUGCUGCAGUUGUGGUUCCCUUGCUGCUGAUCUUGAUCAUAGUUCUGGCUAUCGUCGGUUUCUUCUACUACAAGAGAAGAGGAGGGACCCUGCCCCAAAUGCCUCAGUUCUCAGAUAUCCAGCUUCCCAGGCCCAAGAUGCCUGACAUGGGUGGCUUCGGUUUCAGCAAACUGCCUCGAUUCUCUGACCUUCCCAAGCCCAAUGUCAAACUGCCGUGGCUCUUCAAGUCAGGGAUAAUAGGUGGUAACGGCACCACAGGAGGAAGUGUCUCAUUCCGGGAUGGAACAAACGUAGAGCUGGGCACACCGUCCUACAUGGGCUACGAUGAUCAGGAGGCUUUAGGGCCGCCAUUGGACGGGAUGGACGGGGAGAAGCCACCAAUCACGUUCUCCAACCCCAUGUACCAGGAGGCAGAAGGUGUGAUGGUGGAGGCUGGGCCUCUGCCGGAGAAAACCGGUCUGCCUGCCGACGACUCUCCCGUCGCCCCUCCCCGGACCAAACAGACCCUGUCCCCGCCCCCCGCCAGCCCCCCUCCCGCGUACUCCUCCCGCGAGACCAGCCCGGCGGUCGAUCGGGAGGACGACAAGGCGGAGCUGGUGACGGAGAGUAAGGCAUGAUGGGAAGGAAGGAAGACGUCUCCUAUGCCAAUGCUUGCUGUAUAAUCAGUGUUACCCAUGACACAACCCACACAGAAAGAGCCAUUUUUAAAACGAUUGAACAAUUCUUUUUGGCUUUGUUUUUACACUGUGUGGGGGACAAGAAUUCUAAGCAAUACUUGUUCUCGAUAAGACUGAAUUUUGGAAGAGAUCCUAAAAGCUUCUGAUGUAUGUAAUUUGUUUUUGACUGAGGAGUUUUAAAGAAAAGAUUCAGGUUUUUAGUGUUUCCAUUUUUUGUCAUCUGUCUAAGAAAGUGACAUUUUUUUCUCCAAAAAAGGACCAAAUUGAAAGUUCUUGUUUUCAGGCUCACAAAACACAAUGAUUUUCAGACUUCAGGCUCGACUGCAGAGUUUUUGACUUACAAACAUCAGAAAACAUUGACAAGAUGACACAAAAAAUGUAUGUCACAACAUUCCUUACUUUACAUGUAUGUGUUAUCAAUUAUUACUUGAAUAGAUUGCCUGACCAUUUUGCAUCUUGUGCUGAAAGUAGGAACAUGGCUUAUUGAAGCUGAGCAUCAACCCUCAGAGGAAAAAGUUACUGUUAAGUCCAAUCGUUACUUCUCAAAGCACAUACAAAAUGUUUUCAGAUUUUGUUUUUCAUCAAAAUGUGCAUAAAAGCAUGCUUUAAGUGUGGGGCUUGGCAUUCCUGCAACACAAGACAUGGUUUUUGUAGCAUUGUUUUUUUUUAUCUCACCAACCUUGGAGCUGGAUAGAUAGCAGCAUUUGGAGCUGAACUAUACUGUGAGCAGGCAUUGGUCACCUUAAUCAGGCGUUUAAAAGCAUUUUUUCAGUACCAAAUCACUUAUUCUGCAGACUUUGGACCAUUCACAUACAUCCUGCAAUUAUUGUAUGAACAGAAACUAAGGGCACUCUUGGGAUAGUCAUGUAUGCAUCCUGUGUAAAGGCUGAUCCUUGUCAGUCAUUUUUCUUGUCACGGCUAGCUUGAAAAUGCUGUUACAUCAAAAUCUUGUGACAACCUACAUGUACAACAUAUGUGACAACAUAAAUCAUUUUUGAAAUACAUUUAGUGGGCCUGUUCAAAAAGAUGUUCUCAAAUUGCCCAUCGCUGGUAACACCAUAACCUUAGAAGAGUCAACUAUACUAGGUCCUACAAAUCACGGGACUCGGUAUAUUUUUAUCUACCAAAAUUCAACCUUCUAAUUUGCAUAUUCUUGUGGGUACUUUAGAAACAGCAAUGGUCCAAUCUUGCUUCAUUUAUUAUCCUCAAUAGUGACAUUCAUUAAAAAAACAUGAUAUGAAAUAAUUUAAUGCAGUAUGAUAAAUAUAAAGAUUUAUAUAAAGAUAUAUCCACCCUGCCAAAGACAUUCUAAAUAAAGUUGUCAAUCUAAACAAAUUGCAAUCAACUUGUGUUGAUUAAAGUUGAAUUUUACUUGUUCAGUAUAAUUUAAGAGCCAUAUCUACCAAAAAUUUUCAUGCUUGACAAUUUUUAUAAGAAAGUAUCAAUGGACCAAAGGAAACGAUAUAGCAUGUGAAUAUGUUAAUUGCAGAAUUGAAUAUUUUUAUAAUGAGUAUCAUAAGAGAAUUGUGUGGACAAAUCAUUAGGAAAGGUAUGAAUUAGGUGGCAUCCUUUAUAGGAAGGUCUUAAGAUUUCUCCUUAACUCUUAGAAGUACAGAAAUGAGGAAGAUUGAAGAGGAAAGUUACAUAUGAUACUGAACCGUCCAGACAUACUAUGAUUUGUACAGAAUGAUUCUUAAGUAUGAUUUUCAAAUUGUACAGUAUUUGUAUAAUCCUAUAUCUGAUUAAGUUGUUUUACUCUUAGUUACAUGCACAUUGGUACAAGCUAUAUUUGGAGCUGUACUAGGAUGUUUUUGUUUACGUUAAAAAGCACAUAGGAAGUUCAAACACUCAUUUGUUUACUGAUUUGACAUAUCAUUUUUAGUGUUUCUAAGUGUCGUCUUAGCUUUUGUGUUUCUUACUUUGCUUUGAAAUAGAACCUCUCAGAUCUUGAA